Pelobates fuscus (common spadefoot toad) is the source of this 1866-nucleotide messenger RNA. It is a transcript of the gene ATP6V1C2, whose product is annotated as ATPase H+ transporting V1 subunit C2. Gene Ontology annotation, biological process: proton transmembrane transport. The record is from RefSeq and is a predicted model, not a curated record. Gene Ontology annotation, molecular function: proton-transporting ATPase activity, rotational mechanism. Bases 259 to 1404 code for a protein of 381 amino acids. NCBI's taxonomy places the organism in Eukaryota, Metazoa, Chordata, Amphibia, Anura, Pelobatidae. Gene Ontology annotation, cellular component: lysosomal membrane; vacuolar proton-transporting V-type ATPase, V1 domain. The transcript has 13 exons.
GGAGGUUCAGAUACUGGGAAGAUACAGUUACAAGAAUAUAAUCUGUACAGCAGAGAGGAAGGUGAGAUAAGGACAGGCGAGGUUUGCAUUUUGAGAACAGGUAUACAGAACAAAAAAUAUACAUACACAGUCUAGGAUCCUCCAGAAGCAUCCAAUAGACCACCUCUACCUGGGAGUCAGACCUCCACUGUUCAACAUGCACUUGUUGUGAAUUCAAUCUGCACCUUCAGUGACUGAGAGUAAUCAUUGAAUUUGAAGAUGUCGGAGUUUUGGUUAAUUUCAGUGCCAGGGGAUAAUGCCAAUUUAACAGCCUUGGACAGGAUGAAUACUGUCACCUCCAAAGCUAAUCUGUCCAGCAAUGCAAAGUUUGUCAUACCUGAUCUAAAGGUGGGAACGUUAGAUGCUUUAAUUGGUCUUUCUGAUGAGUUGGGGAAACUUGAUGUCUAUGCGGAAGGUCUGAUGAAGAAGAUUGCUCAGUACAUAGGAGAAGUCAUGGAUGAUUCAACGGACAAGGCACAGGAAAACCUUUUGGCAAAUGGAGUUGAUCUUAUCAGCUACAUAUCACGAUUUGAGUGGGACAUGGCAAAGUACCCAGUGAAGCAACCACUUAAGAAUUUAACCGAAUCCCUAUCCAAGCAAAUGUCGCAGAUAGACACGGAUCUAAAAUCAAGGACUCUUACAUACAACAACAUCAAAGGGAACCUUCAGAGUCUGGAGAGAAAGACUGUGGGCAAUCUCCUCACAAGAACUUUGGCUGAUAUUGUUAAUAAAGAAGACUUUGUUUUGAACUCGGAAUAUCUCAUAACACUUCUUGUGGUUGUUCCAAAGACAAGUUACACUCCCUGGCAAAAAACAUAUGAGUCGCUGUCUGACAUGGUCGUGCCUCGAUCAACUAAAAUGAUUGCGGAGGAUGCUGAGAGCGGGUUGUUUACAGUGACCUUAUUCAGAAAAGUAAUCGAGGAAUUUAAAUCCAAAGCUCGGGAAAACAAAUUCAUUGUACGUGAAUUUUACUUCAACGAGAAAGAAUUGCAGUCGGAAAAAGAUGAGAUUGUUAAACUGGCAGCUGAUAAGAAACAACACUAUGGGCCCCUUCUUCGAUGGCUGAAAGUAAACUUCAGUGAAGCGUUCAUAGCCUUGAUUCAUAUAAAAGCCUUGCGUGUUUUUGUUGAGUCUGUCCUUCGGUAUGGAUUGCCAGUGAACUUUCAGGCCGUGGUUCUGCAUCCCAAUAAAAAGUCAAUGAAGCGACUGCGAGAUGUGCUAAAUGCAAUCUUCAGGCAUCUGGACGAGGCAGCUGCUGCAAACAUGAAGGAUGUGGGAAUGGACAUUCCUGGCUUACAGCUCAGCAAUCAAGAUUAUUAUCCUUAUGUCUGCUUUAAGAUUGACCUGACAAAUCUAGACUUUUGAUUAAUGAAUGGAGAUGAAGUAAUUUAUAAAUGCAUCUAGUUGGACAAAUUCGCAAGAUAUUUAUAGUGAAUUGCAGCCUCUAGUGACCAUUUUAUGUCAUUACACAGUCUUUAUCCCAGAAACACAUAAGAACGUAAUGUUGCCGUGAUAAAAUGUAAUGUCUUUUGUCAGAGGGUUAUUGUGCAUUGUUCCAAACAUUUGCAAACUGUAAAUAUCAGCCAGUGAUUGACUGUAUUUACAGAUAAAUAGAAUGAUCCCAAAAAUGGCAGAAUACCUUAAAACUACUAAUUUUCAGGGAUCAGAGAUUCACUGACAGAAUUGUGUGGCAAGCAACUCCCUUGAUGUCUUUUACAAAGAACCGGUGUAACUGCAACUUUAUAGUAUUUAUUUGUACAUUAUUAAACAGAUUUUAUGCUUAUUGGACAACGUCUGUGUAAAGAGAAAAUAAAAUUUAAAAAUGCC